AUGCUGGAGCAACCUCACAUACAGCUAGCGAAACAACAGAACUCGGGGCGUAUGCAUCGGGUGGUUCUGUAUGAGUGUUGUCCUGGCUACAUGAAGCUGGAAGGCAUGAAAGGAUGCCCUGCAGUGGCUCCUAUAGACCAUGUGUAUGGCACAUUGGGCCAGGUGAAGGCUAGUACCACCCAGGAGUAUUCUGAACUCUCUAAGGUGAGGGAGGAGAUUGAAGGGAAGGGAUCAUUCACCAUCUUCACCCCUAGCAACGAAGCCUGGGACCUGCUGGACCCUGAGGUGCGUAGUGCCUUGGUGAGCAAUGUGAACGUCGAGCUGUACAACGCCCUGCACUACCACAUGGUCAACCGACGCAUGCUAACGAAAGACCUGAAGAACGACAUGUCUAUCACCUCCAUGUACAACAAAAUGGGACUCUACAUCAAUCACUACUCCAAUGGGAUCGUCACAGUGAACUGUGCCAGGAUUAUCCAUGGUAACCAGGUGGCGACCAAUGGGGUUGUACAUGUCAUCGACCGCGUCAUCACCGCUGUGGGCAACACUAUCAAGGAUAUCCUGGAGGUCAACGAAGACCUCUCAUCCUUCAGCGCUGUAGCCUUGGCCUCGGGUGUGAUGGAUAAAAUGGGCCAGCCAGGUCACUUCACCCUGUUUGCUCCCACCAACGAGGCCAUGGAGAACCUCGGGGCCAGCUUCCUGGAACGCAUCAUGGGAGACAAGGCAGUCAUCGAAGCCCUGAUGAACUACCACCUGUUAAACAGUGUGCAGUGCUCUGAGGCCAUCAUGGCCGGGUCUGUGUACGAGACAGUGGAGGGCAGCACCAUUGAGAUUGGCUGUGACGGAGACAGCCUGACGGUCAACGGGAUCAAGAUGGUCCUGAAAAAAGACAUUGUCACCUCCAACGGAGUCAUCCACCUCAUCGACAAGGUCCUCAUACCUGACUCAGCCAAGGAGGUGAUGGAGCUGGUUGGUGAAUCCCAGAGCACCUUCAGUGACAUGGUUUCAGAGCUCGGCCUAUCAGCUGCCAUGAAGCCAGAGACAGAGUACACGCUAUUGGCCCCCCUCAACCCUGCUUUCUCUGGUGAGUACACGCUAUUGGCCCCCCUCAACCCUGCUUUCUCUGGUGAGUACACGCUAUUGGCCCCCCUCAACCCUGCUUUCUCUGGUGAGUACACUUUAUUGGAUCCCCUCAACCCUGCUUUCUCUGGUGAGUACACGCUAUUGGCCCCCCUCAACCCUGCUUUCUCUGAUGAGGUGAUGGCUAUAGACCAGAAUAUGCUCAAGGUGAUCCUACAGAACCACAUCCUGAAGUUUAAACAUACACUGAGUGAACUCUACAAUGGACAACUGCUAGAAACCGUCUCUGGAAAGCUAUUGCGUGUCUUCAUCUACCGCACAGUUUUAACCAGCUUCAUGUCCUUAUGGAGUUUUACUGUGUUAACCAGCUUGGAAUAA
This is a messenger RNA of Salvelinus namaycush (lake trout), 1458 nucleotides long. Its product is annotated as periostin-like. NCBI's taxonomy places the organism in Eukaryota, Metazoa, Chordata, Actinopteri, Salmoniformes, Salmonidae. The transcript has 10 exons. Gene Ontology annotation, molecular function: cell adhesion molecule binding. Bases 1 to 1458 code for a protein of 485 amino acids. Gene Ontology annotation, biological process: cell adhesion; extracellular matrix organization. The record is from RefSeq and is a predicted model, not a curated record. Gene Ontology annotation, cellular component: extracellular matrix.